UUUACUACAGUCUGUUGAAUUCAUGUUAAUGUGGAUUUAAAGACAUUUCAAUUAGUAGGAAAAAUUGCAGGAGGGAAUAUAAAAAAAGUCUAAUCAACCCAAACUUUCACGACCCCCGUGCAGUCUCUCCGCGUACCCCCUAGGGGUCACAGACCCCUGUUGAAGACCUCCACUCUAGGGGCAUCAAUUAGUGAAAUGUUGUCCGAAAAACAAUCUUCUAGAAAGGCCAAUUUGGUAAUUCUACAACAGAAAGCUUCAAAAGUGAGAUGGUGAAAUGAUCAUAGCCUGGUAGAAACACUGAGUUUCAGAGUUCCCCUCACUUUCCGCUGCAGGGCAUUUCAGUCUUGGUUAGUACAAAAUAUGAUAGAAGUGACUGAAUGUUCGUUUAUUGAAAAACUGCCCUUUCAGGCUUAUAGUUGGUAUCAAACGUCCAACAGUAGGCAACCCAAUUUAUUACCAAAUAAAUUAGAUGUUUAACAAAAGAAAACCACAAAAGUUUGACUUGAUAAAAGAUUGGUUCAAUGUGUCACUCCUCAGGAGGUUCCAUUUAAAAAGAUGUAAUAAAAUAACAAAAACUAUAAUGGUACAAAUGUAGAAGGGGUAAAAUGACCAGACUCUGGCUGUAAAACUCACCUUUCCCUCACUAUCCUCAGCAGGGCUGACUGAUCUAGGGAAGAACAGAUGGAUUUUUCUAAUUUAUCUUAUUUAUUUAAGAUAGUUUGGCUUUUCUUUAAAAAAGACUAAGCUUAGAUGAUGACUGUUAGAAGGUUAGAGUUGAUAAACGUCUUUGAACGGUAGCCAAAUGACGAACUACCAUCUUCAUGAACUUGCCUCCAGACAUAUGGCAUUGCGGAAUCUCUGUUGACAGCCAGACGCUUCAGUCAGUCAGAGGUCAGAUUCCUCACAUCAAAGCCCCUUCACUGACCAGCAGCUGUCUCUAGGCUUACUGUACCUCAUGCCAAUUUCUCUGUACAUCAUAUAUUAUCUAACACAUUAAUAGACACAAAUUUCCACUCCGUCUUUAAACGACUCUAGACUUCUGACAGGACUGGUUCCCUGAAAUGUUGCAACACAGAGACUAGACAAACAAGAACGAGCAUGUUUUGAUCAGUCACGUCGUUAACGUCUCCCAGCAAGAGUCCAAAGAGGCAGCAUGUUUCACCAUAUUAGACAUGAUUUCACUCAAAUCAAUACUUUCCAGCAUUAGUUCAUCAGGCACGUGUUCAUGAAUGUAAACCAAACUUUUUCAGCAAAUCUACCAACCUUUCAGUCAUACUGAAGAUACACAGUAAAUAUUUUGAGAUAGACAGGAUGUUGUUUGAGUUUUUUCAAAGAUCAUUAACAAGAUAUUUAUUUACUACUGUAGCAAUGUCUGAUCAUAUGUACCAGAGGAAGAUAGAGAGCGUGUAAAAGAUAAGUAGCAGCUCCUUUACAACCCUCAACAGGAUGAAUAGAAUAUGAAUGAAUGGGUAGAUAAUGAGCUGCUGUUGACUCACUUAUCAAUCAUUUUAUGACCGCUUUGUGCAGUGCACUGGAACUAGGCACAGCUCGACAAUCUAUGUCAGUUUGAAUAGAUAUGCACUGCUUACAAUUGCUUUGUUAAAGGAAAUUCCACUUCCAACCAAGUGAUCAUGGCAGAGAUCAGAAGGUUAAUCCUUCUUCCUACUAUUCAAGAAUCUGAAGAGUGAUGGGUAAUCCCUAUAGAUUUUAAUCCCUUGUCUCGAAUAUGGCAGCUGAUUUCUACAGUCCCCCAUCCCCUCUCGGGGAAUCUCUUCUGGGCAGUCCGCUGUGUGGAGACCUGAUAGGAAAUCUUCCAGACUUUUCUCAGUCAAUCGAAGAUGACUCACUGGGAUUCGAUUUCCCAGAGUAUCAAACCACUGGUUCUGGAUCCAGCGUCUCCAUCACAUUGGAUACAUUGACUCCGGCCUCCAGUCCAUUGUCUGGGGUGUGUGGAGGGUUGCUUUGUCCAGAUGAGGGUCCAAGCCCCCUUAACGUUGAGUGCAGGGUGUGCUCAGACAAAGCUUCAGGCUUUCAUUAUGGAGUGCAUGCAUGUGAGGGCUGCAAGGGUUUCUUUAGGAGGACCAUCAGACUAAAGCUGGAAUACGAUAAGUGUGACCGCAACUGUAAAGUCCUGAAGAAGAAUCGGAACAAAUGCCAGUACUGCAGGUUCCAAAAGUGUCUGUCUGUGGGGAUGUCCCAUAAUGCCAUCCGGUUUGGUCGCAUGCCCCAAGCAGAGAAGAUGAAGCUCAAGGAGGAAAGUAAGGUUGUUGAAACAAAAGUAGAAGACGCCAUCAAGGACGACCAUAAGAUUCUGGUCAGACAGAUCCAUGAAGCCUACCUCAAGAACUUCAACAUGAACAAGGCAAAAGCGCGGCUUAUACUAACUGGAAAAACCAGCAAGCCGCCUUUGAUCAUUCAUGACAUGGAGACAUUUCAGCUUGCUGAGAAGACGUUAGCGGUCCACAUGGUGAGGACUGAGUCUGCGGAGUCCAACAGAGACCUUCAAGCUGGGCAGAUCAUCCCAGCCAUGGUGUAUAAGGAGCUCCAGCAGAGGGAGGCUGAGGCCAGGCUCUUCUACUGCUGCCAGAGCACGUCGGUGGAGACGGUCACCGAGCUCACAGAGUUCGCUAAGGCCAUACCAGACUUUCAAAGCUUGGAUCUGAAUGAUCAGGUGACUCUCUUGAAAUAUGCGGUUUAUGAAGCCCUUUUUACCCUUCUGGCCUCAUGUAUGAACAAAGAUGGCCUCCUCGUUGCACGUGGUGGAGGCUUCAUCACCCGCGAAUUCCUCAAAGGCCUCCGCCGGCCUUUCAGUGACAUGAUGGAGCCAAAGUUCCAGUUUGCCACUCGCUUCAACUCUCUAGAUCUGGAUGACAGCGACCUGGCGCUCUUUGUUGCAGCUAUUAUCUGUUGUGGAGAUCGUCCAGGACUUGUGGAUGUACCUUUGGUGGAGCAGCUGCAGGAGAGCAUCAUCCAGGCUCUACGGCUCCACCUGCUGGCUAACCAUCCAGAUGACGCUUUCCUCUUCCCCAGACUGCUGCAGAAGCUGGCUGACCUUCGGGAGCUUGUAACAGAGCAUGCACAGCUGGUUCAGGACAUCAGGACAACAGAGGACACUUCUCUGCACCCACUCCUGCAGGAAAUCUACAGAGACAUGUACUGA
Messenger RNA from Cyprinodon tularosa, 3160 nucleotides. Its product is annotated as peroxisome proliferator-activated receptor alpha-like. The transcript is spliced from 8 exons. Gene Ontology annotation, cellular component: nucleus. Gene Ontology annotation, biological process: hormone-mediated signaling pathway; positive regulation of transcription by RNA polymerase II; negative regulation of transcription by RNA polymerase II. Bases 1727 to 3160 code for a protein of 477 amino acids. Gene Ontology annotation, molecular function: zinc ion binding; nuclear receptor activity; RNA polymerase II cis-regulatory region sequence-specific DNA binding. NCBI's taxonomy places the organism in Eukaryota, Metazoa, Chordata, Actinopteri, Cyprinodontiformes, Cyprinodontidae. The record is from RefSeq and is a predicted model, not a curated record.